AGUUUCCUGCAUGGGUGUAUGCCUUUCUGUUAGGUUUAUAGCAGAUCGAGUGACCUGAACACAUCAGAAUACUGAUUGGUACUAGUUGAUGGUGGGUGGUGUUUAUUGUACGAAAAGUUUUAAAUCAGUGAGCGGCGUAUAACCGGUACCAAACAAAGACUUCACAGAUAUAAUGACCAUGGCGUGGACGGCACAAACGGGACUCGUACCGAGGAUAGUCGUACUAAGUUUGAAAGUGUUCAUUGUGCUGAUGUUUUAUACUCAUGAACGACGUGGCAUUUGUACUGCACAGCCGGGAUCUGUACUUCCAGAAGCACUGCAGGAGAAUCGUCAUCAAAUGAUUGCGCAUUUCUGUGGAUCGGGAUGCUUAUGGGAGUCAUAUACGAUGGAGUUGGAUAGUCUAAAUUGUGAACAUGCCCAACAGUCGCCAGUUUCCCUGUGCAGUCAGAUCUGCCAUGCUGAAGCAUGCAACGUCCAAUGCUGGAACACGGCUACUUCCCUCUGCAGCGGAAAUCAAACAAAAAUCUGUGGUUACAGCAAUGCCGACGUUUGCGAGGAAACCAUUAAUGGGGACAGAACAAGGAUAUGUGUGUACACCAGGGAUGCCUUGCCAGUUUUCUGCAUCUGUCAGAGUGGAUCUGGUUCGCCGUAUACCAGAUGUGAUCCACAAGCCACUACGCCACAAGCCACUACGCCACAAGCCACUACAGAAAGAGCCACUACAUCACAAGCCACCACAGCACAAGUUACUACAAUACAAGCCAGUGCAGCUGCAGCACCCAUCUUUACGAUUGAUCAACCAAAGAACGUAGUAGGUAUUGUCUUUGGGACUAUGUUUGCUGUUCUACUCCUAUUUGUGAUCGUCGCUGCUGUGGUACUCUAUCUCCACCUACAAGGGAGACUACCUUCUUUCGCGAAGCAAGCGUCGAACCCAGAUGAUUUGUCAAGCGUCGAGUCAGAAACAAGCUGUACGAGAGUACUACCGCCUGAACCGCCGGUACGCAGCAGUAGCAUGGAUUAUUUGUACGCACAAGACCACAUACCAGCGAUGCUUGGUGCAAGGGCAGAUCCUGAUGAAGAUGGUCCAAUUUACUGUUCCGUAGGUGAGGAUACUCACAGAAAGGGGAACCCCCGCUAUGUCUUUGACGGGCAAAGAAAUAUGCCAGCUACCAAGGAACCCGAGGUAUCUAUGGGCAAUGCCAAAGACCAGCAAUACUUUGUGCUCAAUAGGAAUGCAGGGGGCGAUGAAGUGGGACGCUCAGAUGGGGACGAGGUGACUGACUUGUCAACAGGAGCGCAGGCUACAGCGGACAUCCUCAAGGAAUACACUCCAUUGGUGCUUACUGGAGACCCACGGUCACGAUCUGAACCAUUUAGAAACGAGGUUGCUGUGUCGUUCAAAGAAACUACCCCGAUCGACUCGCCGACCAAAGGGGACCCCGGUACCUACUUUCCACUGAUCCUUUUUGCAGAACCAAAUUCCCCUGUGAAGCAAUCUGGACACGAAGAUGCAAAUACAUCCAUUUCAACCUCGCCGACAGAGGCACAGUCUAAAAGCUAUGACAAUAACACCGACACCCCACUGAUCCAAACUGCAGCCCCAAAAUCCCCCGUGAAGCAAUCUGGAUACGAAGAUGCAAAGAUACGCACUUCAGAAAGUCACAUCACAACCUCGCUGACAGGGGUGCAACCCGAUAACACCUACACCCCAUUGGUCCAACCCGUGGUGGAGCCCAAAUCUCAAAAGGUACCCUCCGAGUACGAGGCUCCUGUAAUAAACCAGUGUCCUGGUUUGGCAGCCGGCGGUGACGUCACGUCCCCCUCGCAGCCAUACGACCACUUAGACAGAAAGGGAGAGAAAAGGUCAAAGGAGGGCGCCAUGUCAUCAACCGUGGCCCACGACGACUAUCAGCAGUUGGUGAAUAAAAAGUAGGGUCUCAUGUAAACUCUAACAAACAAUAACAAAUCUAGCAAAACUCUUUUUUUUUUUUUU
This is a messenger RNA of Asterias rubens (European starfish), 1993 nucleotides long. RefSeq lists its product as uncharacterized. Bases 173 to 1933 code for a protein of 586 amino acids. The transcript is spliced from 6 exons. NCBI's taxonomy places the organism in Eukaryota, Metazoa, Echinodermata, Asteroidea, Forcipulatida, Asteriidae. The record is from RefSeq and is a predicted model, not a curated record.